AUGGAUCGUUUGGAGUUUUUGACGCCGUUUGACAGGAGGUUGGACAGGGAUUACAACAGUACGACGACACUGGAGAGCGGAACCAACCUGUCGAGCAGAACUUUCAACAACGGGUACUCAAUCACAUCAAACGAGUCAACGACAGGAGAAGAUGGGCAGUUUUAUAAAGUAAAUAAGGAUUUUAUUGUCCCAAAUGGAUUCAACAGUAUAUUGUUCCUUCCACUCUUAAACGCAGUGUUUAAACCGAGUGAUUUGAAAAGAGAGUUGGUGGUUAAAAUCGACCUCCAGGAACUGGUAAAGGCACUGUUGGCAGCAGCGUCGAGAGUGGAUAACGCUUUCACACUGCUGGGUAACCACGUGAAGGGGCUUUGCAUUCUCCUCUCACAUCAAAUCAAAUACCUGUCGACGGAUUUUCUAGUGCUGUCAAAGCGGCUGGUAGGGACAGACUUAGCAGUCGCCAAUAAGAUGGAGACCUCGAGGUACUACGAGAGCGACGAUGAGUCGAGAGAUAAGGCAAGGAGAAGGCAGAGAAAGAGGAAGAUCAGGGACACAGAUAGCGUGACGACAAUACAGGAGUACUCAGAUAAGAACCAAAGGUACUUUGUAAAUUUAUUCAGAGAAUUUAGUGAGCUGUUGCCAGUUGAGAGGUUUGAGAUGCUCAGGUGGAUGAAUCUAGGGCUCGCAUCCAACGACUUCAUGUUCAUGAACAACCAAGUGAGUCCAGUGCUGAAGGACUACUUGAAGGAAAUGAACAUAUCAAACAGGGUUUCAGGUACUGAGUUUGGUUAUAAUUUAUUAUUAGGGGACAAGGAUUGGCUUAGCUUCGAUGAUUUGAGGAUGUUGUCGACGCCAUUUAGGCUGAACGGCUAUUCGUUUACACCAAAUAUCGACAGUGCGACGAUCGCGGAAACCAGCGAAGUCUCGUACUCAAGUACCUACGACAUCGACUGGAGUCUGAGAAAUGACCCGCUAAACUACAAGAGCGGCUACUAUGAAAACUACUACAACGUUGACGCAAUCGAUGAUGAGUUCAAUGAAAGGCAAGUGUUGGCACUGGAGGACAAUAAGGCCAGGAAGAAAAGAAGGAGCACAACAAUGAAGUUGUAUGACGUUAACCUAGUGAGAGCAGAGAUAAAGUACGACAGAAGGCCGAAUAAGUAUAAGCCGAAAAGAAAGGCGGUGGAAAGAAGUCCAUCAGUUCAGGAAAAUAGAGUGGAUGUGGAGCAGCAGCAAAAACAAUUUGCACUGCCGCAGCCGCAAGCAGACACAAAGCAAGUCACACUUAGUCAAAUGUUCGACAAGUACUUCAGUUCGCUAGUCAACGGAGAUGGAACGACAGGUAACAAGGAGUUGAGGCAAAAGGAUGUUCGUGCUCAGAUGAACGAAAAGGAGAAUAAGAUGUACGAAACCACGUUCCAGGAAACAGGAGAUGGGUUCGGGACGCUGGACGUGCUCAACUGGCUGAGGGAGACAUUCAGAAAGUCGGAUUUUGGCUCAAUAAACUUCGACAAGCUCACGAAGGGGCUGAAGGCAAGUAAGGCCUCGGUGGUGUUCCUGAGGGUGCUGAUACUGGCGAACUCGAACUUCGUGGCAGUGUCGCAGGAAAAGGAGACAAUAACAGUAGCUCCAGGGGUAAGUGGGCAGUAG
Messenger RNA from Theileria orientalis strain Shintoku, 1647 nucleotides. RefSeq lists its product as hypothetical. The record is from RefSeq and is a predicted model, not a curated record. The transcript has 5 exons. Lineage: Eukaryota; Apicomplexa; Aconoidasida; Piroplasmida; Theileriidae. Bases 1 to 1647 code for a protein of 548 amino acids.